Molecule: messenger RNA, 1041 nt
Organism: Dendrobium catenatum
Lineage: Eukaryota; Viridiplantae; Streptophyta; Magnoliopsida; Asparagales; Orchidaceae
Exons: 2
Coding region: 173-841 (222 amino acids)
Source: RefSeq, a predicted model, not a curated record
AAAUUGUAUUAUGUACCCGAAAUUUCUCUCGCAGUCUAAUUUCUGUCUCGUCGGCUAAUCGAAGCCCCAAGCGGUUGCGGCCGCCACCGAUCUGCCGCCGGCGACGCCUUCGUCUUCAGCGAAUCCAUUAAGCUUCGUUCAGCCUGCGCAUGGUGGAAUCUCCGUCGGCGUCAUGGCAGCCACGGCGACUCAACGGGGGAAGUCACAGUCGCAUCUCCACCGCGAUUUUCCCUCGCCGGUACUGAAGUCUUGGGGAAACCAUCGCCUCCUCCGAUGUGAUGCAGUUGAUGGAAACGAACAUAUUGUAACUGGAAAACACAGAUCGAUUCUGCCGCGGGAUGAUCGGCGGCGUCUCCCUCCCGCCGACGCCCCUGAAAUCGCCAUCGGAAACGAAGAAUCUGGUCUCGAGGAACUCCGUGAGAAGCUACUCGGACAUCUCCGGGAAGUCGCCGGCAGGAUGAAAGUCGAAGUACCUCGCAUCGAUCCGUCGGCCUCCGGAUCUCCGGAGGCUGUGCGGUCCUCCGCCGCUCCGGCUGCUGACGCAAUACCCUGGAAUCUCAGAAGCAAAAGGGCUUCGCGGAAUGAAGCGGCGCAGGCGCAGGCUCCAUCGACGGACAGGAUGAUCCGUCUGAGACACAAGGAUUCGGAAAAAGAGCCGCAGAAGUUCUCCGUCUCCCUCACACAGGAAGAGAUCGAUGAAGACGUCUUCGCACUGACAGGAUCUCGUCCGCGCCGCCGCCCGAAGAAACGGGCCAGGAUCGUUCAACGGCAACUCGACGCGAUCUUCCCGGGCUUAUGGCUGUCUGAGAUCACGCCGGAGUUAUACAGGGUGCCGGAAUAGUGCUUUUACCGGCGAAGUUAUUCUUACCAUCCGGUAACGGUAUCUUACCCCUCUGUCUCGUUGAUCAUAUAUAUAGGCAUAUAGCAAUUAGGAUUCAAUCUUGAAGAAGAAUGAUUCUCUAUAAGGAAGGUAACUUUAGCUCACUUUGUAUCGUUUAUAUUUGGAAUUUUAUAUUGUUUCUCAUUUGGAAUUUUUAUAUA